Phaeodactylum tricornutum CCAP 1055/1 is the source of this 1935-nucleotide messenger RNA. RefSeq lists its product with no specific name. The record is from RefSeq and is a predicted model, not a curated record. Bases 82 to 1935 code for a protein of 617 amino acids. Lineage: Eukaryota; Bacillariophyta; Bacillariophyceae; Surirellales; Neidiaceae. The transcript has a single exon.
AGCCUGGACCGUGUGACUGUGAACUAGUUACUGUUAGCCCGUUUCGGAUCAACAUCCGCGUAUCAAUCAAAAAGCGUCCAGAUGCGUCUCCAUAAAGUCGCGUUGAGCCUUUGGAUUGUUGCGGUUGCCAAUGCAUACGUAGCUCGGUCCCUUGCCACUACGCUUCCGCUCGCGUACGCAUGGCAUUCGAAAAUACCACGGCACCGGAGAUGGACUCAUUCCCAUCCCCUUCCAUCGUCCACGUCGCUUUUGGCUACACCACAAAGGCCGAAUGCGAAUAAGGAAAGUGCGAGUAUCAAUCCAAAACCUCCGUCCUAUCCGCCACCGACCGUGCACGUGGAAGAAUCCGGCGUGAACGGAACCGACCAACCAGAACCUGACGCUCAGGAAAUGUCUCCGUCCAUCCCUUCGCUAGCCUUGCGGGCCGAAUUGGAUCGUGAUUUCCAAGAAUUGGAAAAGGAAGCACGUGAAAAAGACAACGCCAUCGAACUCCUCGAAGAAAAGGUCACGCAACUUCAGCAAGAAGUCCAGUCUCGUGAAAAUGAGCUCAACUCCAAAUUGACGACCUGGGGACAGGAAAAAAACUCACUCAUGGCCAGGAUUACUGAAUUCGCUGGCCUAUUGCAGCAAAAAGAAGAGGACGAUGAAGACGAGCGCUACAAAAAGGAGCGUCUAGAAACGGAAAAGCAGUUGCUGCAGGAACAAAUCACUCGCGUACAAAAUCUCCUCAAACGCGAACAAACGGCCGCGGAAGAACUCAAGGAUCGGCUCGCCGAUGUCAACGACGCAAUGGAGUUCCAACAAAUGGAGUUUGACAAAGACAAAAAAGGUUUCAUGGAUCAAGUCGAAGAAGAAAGAUUAAAACUGAUAUCUAUUCAAAACAAAUGGAAGGCCGAUAAAGAACGCUUCGAGGUAGAGAAAUCUGAACUUGGCAAACAGCUAGACACAGAACGUAAGCGAUUAGAAGAAGCCCAGACGCGGUGGGAGGACAAUCAGCAACGGUACGAAAGUCAACGUGUUGCUUUAAUGGACGAUCUGACCGUCCAGCGUGAGCGCUUAGCGCAAUCGAAGAAGGACCUUGCCACAAACAAAGCCCAGCAAGAAUCAGAGCGCAACGAAUUAUCUAAAAUCAUUGCGACGGAACAAAGAAGACUCAAAGAGGCCGAAGCAGCGUUCGCGGAAGAAAAGACUCGUUUCGAUGAGGCCAAGGAGGAACUCUCUCGGACUAUUCGAGAUGAGCAGGAAGUGGUAGCGAAGCUUGCGAAAGCCUUGACAGAUCAGCAACGACAGUACGAAUUGGAAAAAGACAAUCUAGAAGUCGCCUUGGGGAUUGAGCAAAAGCGACUCUCCAAUAUGGAAACUCAAAUGAAGGAGGAAAAGGCUAGUUUUGCAGUUGAGCGAGCAGCUUUGGAAGCGCGUAUAGAAGAUGAAGUCCGAUUGCGCAAAUUAAAGAAGAAGCAAAUGAAUGAACGGUAUGAUACAAUCCGCACCGAAAUGACAGAAUUAUGGAUGGGAGCUAAGCGUGACGCUCGCCGAGAAAAAAAGGAACUCACGGAAAAGUACGAGAGAGUCCUCAAUGCCAUGACGAACGAAAUGGAAAGUCUUGAAGCUGAGGUGCAGAGCGUAGGAGAAUCGAGUCAGAAACUCGCAGAGCUAUUGACGAAGGCCAAACAGGAAAAGGCUCGCGCUGAAAUGGAAACAGGCAUGGUGGAAGAUCGCUAUAUUAAGAUGGUGGCCCAACGAAAUCGUGAAAUCAAUGAUCUCAAGGAAAAUAUUAGGGGCCUUUCGAGUUCUGUCCGGGCACGAGAAGCUCGAAUAAGCAACUUCGAGUCUAGCUACAAGGAGGUUGCUAGCUUGGCCGCUAGAGUCACAAGCAACAAAGUUAAGCAAUCGCGCUUUGCGCGCUGGUUUCGGCGACGAAACUCGGAACAAUGA